Daktulosphaira vitifoliae (grape phylloxera) is the source of this 876-nucleotide messenger RNA. RefSeq names its product ras-GEF domain-containing family member 1B-like. Gene Ontology annotation, biological process: positive regulation of GTPase activity; Ras protein signal transduction. The coding region runs from base 32 to 841 and encodes 269 amino acids. The record is from RefSeq and is a predicted model, not a curated record. Gene Ontology annotation, cellular component: plasma membrane. Lineage: Eukaryota; Metazoa; Arthropoda; Insecta; Hemiptera; Phylloxeridae. The transcript has 6 exons. Gene Ontology annotation, molecular function: guanyl-nucleotide exchange factor activity.
GUUUUAAUAUCAAUUGUUUUAGACGGAUACUAUGGACGUGUGUUCAAAUGCUGCAAUACUGGCACAACAACUUACUCUUAUCGAACUAGAGAGGUUAUCUUAUAUAGGGCCUGAAGAAUUCGUCCAAGCAUUUGCCAAAGACAGUCCACAUGUAGAUUCUUCUUUCAAAGAUAUGAAAAAAACCAAAAAUCUCGAAUCCUAUAUUCAUUGGUUCAACAGGCUAAGCUAUUUGGUAGCAUCUGAAGUGUGCAAGCAUUCAAAAAAAAAACAACGAGUAAAAGCCAUCGAGUUUUGGAUCGAAACUGCUAGAGAGUGUUUUAAUAUUGGUAAUUUUAACUCUCUAAUGGCUAUUAUAGCUGGACUUAAUAUGUCACCCAUCAGCCGCCUUAAAAAAACAUGGCACAAAGUUCAACAAUCAGCCAAAUUCACUAUUCUGGAGCAAUAUAUGGACCCAUCUUCGAAUUUCAGUAGCUACAGAUCCACAUUAAAAGCAGCUUUGUGGAGGAGUGCUGGUGCUACGGAUCAACGGCAAAGGGUUGUCAUACCAUUUUUCUCAUUGCUUGUUAAAGACAUAUAUUUCCUUAAUGAAGGAUGUCGGAACAGAUUAGACAACGGUCACAUUAAUUUUGAAAAGUUCUGGCAGCUAGCUAAACAGGUGACAGAGUUCAUUUCGUGGAAGCAGGUGGCCUGUCCGUACGAGAAAAAUACCAAACUUGUGUUGUUCUUGUUCACCACGCCUGUGCUUAACGAAAAAGCACUUACGUUAUUAUCAUUUGAACGCGAACCGCCGGACAACAGCGUAGAAAAAGAACACUACAAAACUUUAAAGACUGCAUUGUAAUAUGCUGUAUUUCAAAUUUGGAUACACAACACCGU